CUCCGACACAGCUAACCGCAGCCGAACCAGUGCAGGCGAUAUGUCCGUGGCUCUUUAUUAGUAGGUUAAAUUKAGCAAUUUGGAGGUUUGACACUAAGGCUUUAUAUUUUAGGACCUAUGAACUGCAGCUUAUGUUGCUAAGGUAAACGGAUACUACUUGUUAGGUAAAGUUAGUGUUAGCUAGUUGCGUCGUUGGCCAGCUAAGUUAGCUAGGCUUAUUGGUAUUCGACGUUUCAAAACAAAGCCCGCUGUCACCGUCGGAGUAACUUAAUAAGAGACACACGAGCUUUUUCAGACUGCCGCGUGGAAACAAAAUGCGAUAUCCAGUUUCUGUUUGGAAUCCGAUUUAACAUUUCGUCGAUCGAUUGAACUUGAUUUGAAGCUGUCAGCAGGUUUGGGCUGUGACGCCAAUUGAACGAAUCGACCUUCUAACCCUAAGCUGCGUGAUUUUUAGGCUUUCCUGAAAACUGAAAAUCCAAUGUCCGAAAAGAGCUCGUCGUCCGGUUCGGAUGAGGAUGUGGACCCAGAAUCCGGACAGCCCGUGGAGUUCGGGGGCGUUUUAAGCAAAUGGACGAACUACAUCCACGGGUGGCAGGACCGGUGGGUUGUGUUGAAAAACAACACGCUGAGUUACUACAAGUCUGAGGAUGAACGGGAAUAUGGCUGCAGGGGUUCUCUGUGCCUUAGCAAGGCUGUCCUCACACCUCAUGAGUUUGAUGAGUGUCGUUUUGACGUCAGCGUUAACGACAGUGUUUGGUACCUCAGAGCAGAGGAUCCUGAGCACAGACUUCAGUGGAUCGAAUCAAUAGAACUGCAUAAGGCCGAGUCUGGAUAUGGUUCAGAAACAAGUCUGAGACGUCAUGGGUCCAUGUUGUCUCUCACCUCAGCUGCUAGUGCCUUGUCUUCCACAUCCACAUCCUCCUUCAAGAAGGGUCACAGGUUGCGUGAGAAGUUGGCAGAAAUGGAAACCUUCAGGGACAUACUGUGCCGACAAGUGGACACCCUUCAGAAGUACUUCGACUCCUGCGCCGAUGCUGUUUCCAAAGAUGAAUUUCAGAGAGAUAGAAUAGAGGAAGAUGAAGAUGAAUUUCCCAGCACAACAAGAUCAGAUGGUGAACACAAUCACAACAACAAUGGAAGCAAAGAGAAAUUGUCUUCUCCUGCCAGUCCCAAAGUUAUUAACGGGAUCGACUUUAAGGGUGAGGCCAUCACCUUCAAGGCCACCACCGCGGGCAUCCUGUCCACUUUGUCUCACUGCAUCGAGCUGAUGGUCAAACGAGAGGACAGCUGGCAGAAGAGACUUGACAAGGAACUGGAGAAGAGGAGGAGGGUAGAGGAUGCUUACAAGUCUGCAAUGAAUGAACUGAAGAAAAAGUCACACUAUGGCGGCCCGGAUUACGAGGAGGGGCCCAACAGUCUGAUUAAUGAGGAUGAAUUCUUUGAUGCGGUGGAGGCAGCGCUGGACCGACAAGAUAAGAUAGAGGAACAGUGCCAGUCUGAGAAGGUCAGGACACAUCACCUCGCUCAGGUUCCUUCUAGUGACGUCUUUUCCACCAUCGGUACGCACCGAUUUGUUAGCAAGUCCCGUAGCCAUUCCUCCUCCCUGUCCUCGGCUGAGCUAUUCAGCGCCUCCGAUGAUGUUCACAGAUUCAGCGCUCAGGUGGAGGAGAUGGUGCAGAAUCAUAUGACUUAUUCUCUUCAGGACGUGGGUGGUGAUGCCAACUGGCAGCUGGUGAUAGAAGAAGGAGAGAUGAAGGUUUACAGGAGGGAAGUGGAGGAGAACGGGAUCGUUCUGGAUCCUCUUAAAGCUACUCACGCUGUGAAAGGAGUAACGGGACAUGAAGUCUGCCACUACUUCUGGGACACCGAUUUUCGAAUGGACUGGGAAACCACCAUCGAAAACUUCAACGUUGUGGAAAAGCUGUCUGAAAAUGCCAUCAUUGUUUACCAGACACACAAGCGCGUGUGGCCUGCCUCUCAGAGAGACGUCCUUUACCUGUCAGCCAUCAGGAAGAUUGUGGCAACAAACGAAAAUGACCCUGACACCUGGCUGGUCUGCAAUUUCUCUGUUGAACAUGACAACGCUCUUCCCACAAACAAGUGUGUUCGUGCCAAAAUCAAUGUUGCCAUGAUCUGCCAAACGCUGGUCAGCCCACCGGAGGGCGACAAAGAGAUAAGCAGAGACAACAUCCUGUGUAAGAUCACAUAUGUUGCCAACGUGAACCCUGGAGGCUGGGCUCCAGCGUCAGUCCUCAGAGCUGUGGCCAAGAGGGAAUAUCCCAAGUUCCUUAAACGCUUCACCUCCUACGUUCAGGACAAAACCAUCGGCAAGCCCAUUCUUUUCUGAGCGCUCACAGGCGUUUUGUGUUGGAAGGACGACGUUAUUCAGCAUUUAAAAUGACUCUUUAAAAACCCACAUGAUCCAUUCACCUGUCAUUCAGCGUCGACUUUCAGAUACCUGCCUGCAGGACUUUGUCAUCAGGACCUGAUCAGACUGUUUGUACAGUUUUCAUUCAGUUAUCUCGUUUUCAUGUUGGUCAUAAAAGCACAUCUUAAGUCAGUUUUCCAAAAAGGUUUUUGAAACGUUACCAAUUAUUUGCUUGUUUUGUAAAAUGUUUUGUAUUCUUCUUAUAAUUACAUAUUUCUGGACUUCUUUCUUUCUUUCUUUUUCUUCCUUUGUUUUUUGAGUAGUCUGGGAUGGGUGGGUCUUUAAUCACUAGUAUUACAGCUACUUGUUUUGCUGCUAAAGAGACAAGCAAGAGAGGAAAGUAGACGCUUGCAGGAACCUCUCCUUUCUUGCCUUCUCCAGUCCCUCUUGUGAAAACUCUGCAGUUUGAUGGGGGGAGAGGAGUCUGAGUCUAAAGCUUCAGAGUCUGUAUAUUUCUAGUUUGGUAUAAGUUUCAAAGAGCACCAUAGACACAAAGUAUUGUACAGAUAAAAACAAAACAGAAGUUUUUAGUUUACGAGUGUGAGAAAUGUGAAUCGACUGUUAAAUGCUUGAAUCUUGAUCGCAGCACUGGGCUGAGGAACGUUAGACCAUAUUUUUGACACAUAACAAAUGUAUUCGUGGUCUAUUGAUGCUAUUUUGUGGUCGGCACAUAUCUGUCUUUAACCUGCAAGUUUCAGACGCGUUCAAUCGACCAGCUGAUUCUGCUCUUGUGUUGAGAGCUGAGUUGACUUCAUAAAUUGUUUUCAGCCCUUCUGUGAGGCAGGAAAAAUAAAUCGAUCCAGACCUGAGUGUCAGGUUUGGACAUAGGAUCUGCUUUUUUUUUUUUUUACUCUUUCUAGGACGAGGUAAAGUUAUUCAGCAUUGGGAAGAAUUAUCAUUUGCACACUUGAGUUGUGCAGAUUGAAGCAUUUCACUCCCCUCCCCAUGGCGCAGCAGCUUCCUGCUCUUCGACUGAUAAACAAACUGCCCCCAGAAUGCCUUAGUCACCAGGGUGAACCUUUUGUAAACUCUUUGUCUGUUUUACAUUCACCAAGUGUGCAUUUCUCAACACUUAACAUGAAGCUGGAGGGGGCGGUGAGUCAGCAUUUCACGUCAUAUUACCUCACUACUUUAUUUAGAUUGUGUUCAAAGCCACCAAAAUGUUGGGAGUUCUGCCAUCAGUAGAUCUGCACGCUUUGUGCGCAAAAAUAAAAAAAAUACUUUAAAAAAAAUCAAUCCUGAUUGUCAAUCUGGGAGGUUCUAAAAGGUUCUGGGUGUCAGCUGAAGAGUGCAGUUUGUGUUUUUAAGUAUAUUUUGUCAAUCUUCACACUUUGUAUAUUUCUAAGUUGUACAUCUGAAGUGUUAUUAUUUGCACUAAUUGUAAUGCAGUUUGACAAUGUUCUGUAAAUUAAAAUGAUUACACAACACA
Messenger RNA from Austrofundulus limnaeus, 3857 nucleotides. It is a transcript of the gene cert1, whose product is annotated as ceramide transporter 1. Bases 479 to 2347 code for a protein of 622 amino acids. NCBI's taxonomy places the organism in Eukaryota, Metazoa, Chordata, Actinopteri, Cyprinodontiformes, Rivulidae. The transcript has 18 exons. Gene Ontology annotation, molecular function: lipid binding. Gene Ontology annotation, biological process: ER to Golgi ceramide transport. The record is from RefSeq and is a predicted model, not a curated record.